Molecule: messenger RNA, 1695 nt
Organism: Ricinus communis (castor bean)
Lineage: Eukaryota; Viridiplantae; Streptophyta; Magnoliopsida; Malpighiales; Euphorbiaceae
Product: protein AAR2 homolog
Exons: 13
Coding region: 171-1400 (409 amino acids)
Biological process (GO): spliceosomal tri-snRNP complex assembly
Molecular function (GO): oxidoreductase activity, acting on the CH-OH group of donors, NAD or NADP as acceptor
Source: RefSeq, a predicted model, not a curated record
AAUAUUAUAAAAUAUCACCCCAACAUUUUCCAAAUUACAAAAUGCUCCCUCGCGCCCAGGAUGUUUCCUGAUUCUUCUACUGCAACGCCAGUACUAAGAACACCAGAAUCAAGCAUAAUUAAGCUCUAAUAAGACACCAAAAACCUUAAAUUUUCUUUUUAAUCGCCAAAAUGCAAUCUAUGGAUCCUGAAACAGCGUUAGAUUUUGUAAAACAAGGAGCCACGCUGCUUCUCCUCGAUGUUCCUCAGUACACCCUCUUUGGUAUUGACACUCAGGUGUUUACAGUAGGUCCUGCUUUUAAAGGCGUGAAGAUGAUUCCUCCUGGCACGCAUUUUGUGUAUUAUAGUUCAUCUAGCAGGGAUGGCAAGGAUUUCUCGCCGAUUAUCGGCUUCUUUGUUGAUGCUGGCCCUUCUGAGGUGAUUGUCCGUAAGUGGGUUCGUCAAGAGGAACGAUUGGUGAAAGUAUCAGAGGAAGAGGAAGAGAGAUUUUCUCAAGCAGUUAAAAGCUUAGAGUUUGACAGAAAUCUUGGUCCUUAUAAUCUAAAUCAAUAUGGAGAAUGGAAGCGCUUGUCCAAUUAUGUCAGAAAGAAUGUUAUCGAACGAAUUGAACCCAUCGGAGGAGAGAUUACAAUUGAAAGUGAGUCUGGGAUUACUAGAAGUAGUCCUAAAACAGCAAUGGAGAAAGCUCUAGAUGAGCAAUUAAGGAACAGUAAAUGUUCAGUGUCUGCAUCUGUUGAUAAGGCAGAGAAGCGAGGAUGUUACUAUACUUCAAUUCCUCAUGUUAUCAAACGCAGAGGAAUUUAUAGUGCAGAACUUACGUCCUUGAAUCUUGACAAGACAGAAUUAUUAGAAAACAUAUUGGUGAAAGAUUAUGGGGGUUCUGAAGACUUGCUUAUUGGAGAGCUGCAGUUUGCCUUUAUUGCAUUCUUGAUGGGGCAAUCACUUGAAGCAUUUUUUCAAUGGAAAUCUUUGGUCAGCCUUUUAUUGGGUUGUACUGAAGCUCCUUUACGCACAAGGAGUCGGCUAUUUACAAAGUUCAUCAAGGUCAUUUACUAUCAGCUGAAAUACGGACUUCAGAAAGAUAAAGCAGAAACUAAUGAUGCGGGGGUAGGAGUAUCAACAUUGUUGGAUGAGUCAUGGUUUUCUGCGGACAGCUUUCUACACCAACUCUGUAAGGAUUUCUUCUUGCUGGUGCAAGAUGCUUCAGUGGUUGAUGGAGAUCUUUUAACAUGGACUAGGAAACUCAAAGAACUGCUAGAGUCCAGUCUGGGAUGGGAGUUCCAGCAAAACAGUGCAAUGGAUGAUGGUAUAUACUUUGAAGAUAACGACGAGUAUGCUCCUGUAGUUGUGAUGUUGGAUGACACCAGCAACAAUGAAGCCCAAGCAGAUUCAUCCAGCUGAUAAGGUACAGACCUUUCAUCCAACUCUGAUCAAUAAAUAUUAGUGUCAGAUGAGUUGCUUCUAUUAAAUGUCAAAAGCGUAAGGCUAACAGAUCUGUCGAUGGGCGGAUGGUUCAGAUUACGUAUGCAAAUCAUCAAUGUAAAUCACCUUGGUGGAUUGAGUUCCUGUAUAUAUAGUACAUCUUUUUAGUUUUCAGUUUCAGGAGGGUUAAGCUCCAAAAUUUUCAAGUAUUUUUAUUGCUUGUUUUGUGGGAAACAGAUACUAACAAUUAAAAAGUUUCUUGAAUUGAGGUCAA